Molecule: messenger RNA, 978 nt
Organism: Aspergillus terreus NIH2624
Lineage: Eukaryota; Fungi; Ascomycota; Eurotiomycetes; Eurotiales; Aspergillaceae
Product: glycoside hydrolase family 5 protein
Exons: 4
Coding region: 1-978 (325 amino acids)
Biological process (GO): glucan catabolic process
Molecular function (GO): hydrolase activity, hydrolyzing O-glycosyl compounds
Source: RefSeq, a predicted model, not a curated record
AUGAAGUUGAGUGCGAUGCUGGUCGCCGUCGCGGCGGGAUCUGCGAUGGCCGUCCCUCACCACCGAAAGAGGGCAUCUCCCUUCCAGUGGUUUGGUGUCAAUGAAUCUGGAGCCGAGUUCGGCGAAAACAACCUUCCCGGGGUCUAUGUAUGUCCCAAACCGAGACGCAGACUUUAUGAUACUAAUCCGCGCUUCUGCUCUAAGGGAACCGAUUACAUCUGGCCUGAACCCUCUGCGAUCAGCACCCUGGCGAAAGCCGGAAUGAACAUCUUCCGGGUCCAGUUCAAGAUGGAGCGAUUGACACCGGAUGGCAUGACGGGUGCCUACAACGAGGAUUACCUGGCCAAUUUGACCGCGGCGCCCAUGCCAUCCUUGAUCCCCACAACUAUGGACGAUUUCAUCAGCCUACAAGCCGAUUCGCAGCAUGUCGAUCCUGACGCCCCAGACAACGAGUACAACACCAUGGACCAGGAACUGGUUUUGAACCUGAACCAGGCCGCCAUCGACGGCAUCCGCGCCGCCGGCGCGACGGAACAAUACAUCUUCGUGGAGGGCAACCAGUGGAGCGGCGCAUGGAGCUGGGUCGACGUCAACGACAACAUGAAGGCCCUGACCGACCCCCAGGACAAGAUCAUCUACGAGAUGCACCAGUACCUGGACUCGGACAGCUCCGGCACGUCGGAGACGUGCGUGUCGGGCACGAUCGGCCAGGAGCGCGUGAGCUCGGCGACGCAGUGGCUCCGGAGCAACGGUAAGAAGGGCAUCAUCGGCGAGUUUGCCGGGGCCAGCAAUGAUGUGUGCCGCACCGCGGUGACGGGCAUGCUCAACUACCUGUCGAACAACACUGAUGUGUGGACGGGCGCGGUCUGGUGGGCGGCUGGUCCCUGGUGGGCUGACUACAUGUUUAACAUGGAGCCUCCGAGCGGACCGGCGUACACUGGCAUGCUGGACGUUGUGCAGCCGUUUAUGGUUGCUUAG